UUUCAUUUUCAUUGGUGCUGGUUGAUAACGUAAAGAGCUAAAGAGGCUUUCAUCUCAAUGGAACUCAAUCGCUUAUGGAAAAUUGGAUUUUGCAAAUAGAGGGAUCCGACUUUGCCGAAAUCUACCACAUUUUCAAAGUCCUGCAGUUAGUGGUCGUCUUCACGAUAAUCGAGUUGUUCAUCCAACUUUUACUAUGAACAGCGUCAGUGAAGAAUGCAACGAGUUGAAGAACUCGUACGACAAGUGCUUCAAUGAGUGGUUCAGCCUAAAGUUUUUAAAAGGCGAGAAAAGCGACAAGAUGUGUGCUGAACUCUUUGAAAAGUAUCAGCAGUGUGUUAAGAAUGCGAUGAAAAACCAAAACAUUAGCAUAGAAGACGUCGAGCAGUUUCAGCUGGGCUCCGAACAAGAGAAAAAAGCUCCUCCAAAGAAAUAAAAAAUGUGAUUCGAGUGUAACGUAUCACAUUAGCUUUUCAUAAUUGUAUUAUUUAUGAGUGGCACUAUUCGCACCUAAAUUAGGUGCGAGUAGAAAUUUAACACACCUAAAUUUGGUGCGAAUAUUAGAGGCUUGAGGUACAUAACGGCAGAGUAGACUCAACUCUUAGAACAAUGUUGAUUUUCUGUAAACUCCAGCAAAAUUUCAACUUGAGACUAUUAUUGAAUUAGCUUCAGCCCUGAUGGGACCUGAGCCGGCGCUUUCCUUCGCCUGCGGAAGCUACCGGCAUAACAGGUUAGUUGUAUCUCAUCCCAUUCGCACCAAAUUUACGUGCGUGAAGUUAAAUCCAUAAUUUUUAUUUUUUUUUCUUGAUGGGAAUUGUUAUUAUUUUUGUACGAGUUGUUCCGUGUUUAGUUGUAUUGAAAUUCGCUUGUUCUGCCUGCGGCCAUCAGGACAUACUAAAUUGUUCAUUUCUUGCGCCACAGAUCUUGCUUAAAGUGGUUUUUAUCUUGUGAGUAACUGAUAUUGCAAUAAAUAAUAGUAAAUAUAAUUCUACUUA
Molecule: messenger RNA, 992 nt
Organism: Cloeon dipterum
Lineage: Eukaryota; Metazoa; Arthropoda; Insecta; Ephemeroptera; Baetidae
Product: TP53-regulated inhibitor of apoptosis 1-like
Exons: 2
Coding region: 194-433 (79 amino acids)
Biological process (GO): phospholipid translocation
Cellular component (GO): mitochondrial intermembrane space; cytosol; nucleus
Molecular function (GO): phosphatidic acid transfer activity
Source: RefSeq, a predicted model, not a curated record